Molecule: messenger RNA, 327 nt
Organism: Chlorella variabilis
Lineage: Eukaryota; Viridiplantae; Chlorophyta; Trebouxiophyceae; Chlorellales; Chlorellaceae
Exons: 4
Coding region: 1-327 (108 amino acids)
Source: RefSeq, a predicted model, not a curated record
AUGUCUAGCAGCAGCAGCAUGGCUGACGUUAAGAAGGAGUGGGGCAAGGGGUGGAACAAGAUUGUGGAAGCUCAGCAGGCCCUGGCCAAGAAGCGCCCUGCCUUGAUUCACCUGCGGGGCCCACAUGAUGCGAUCAUCUCGCGCACCAUCCCACUGGCGCUCUCUGCUGUGGGCAUUGGGCUGAGCCUCCGGGGCGUCUUCAACAUGAUACUGGGACGAGAGGGCGACAUGAUCACGUCAAAGGUCAUCCCGCUGGCGCUGACCGCUGUGAGCACCGUCCUGUUGGUGCCCGGCCUCUUCAGGAUGUAUCUGGGACUCCACGACUGA